AUGUGGAUUCAAGAGACAAGAGGUUGUCUUGUUGGUGACAUUUUGGGAGCCUUCGAGCGUUCUGAUGUCACAGCUUCGCCAGGACAACAACAGCUUGACUUGCACCAACGCCAAAACCCACCUGAAGCCCGGCGGAAGGGUCUGCCAGGCGCUUCAAGCUGGGCCAAAUGGACGAUAAGAGCAACUGCUGAUCACUAUACGAAUUUCCAGCAUCGAGGAGCAACCUUGAUCAAACCUCUUGGCAAGGAGCUCAGCGACGACAAUGCUCGAUGGAAAAACAAGGCCACGAGCGUCCACGAUGCUGGGCAUACAUGUGCCGGCCGCCUGGACCCUGUCAGUAGCGACCACCACAGCGAACGCAGUGAACGCCGUCCUCCAGCGUCAAGAGAAUGCACGUGCAUGGGACAAGGAAGAGAAGUACAAGUGCGCUUCCGCAAAGACAAGAGGUGGAAAGACAAGCAGGAGCGCAAGAAGACCGAAGAUACGGAGACCAGAGACAUAUCCUUCGUUCCACAAACGGUCGGUUGCAAGCUAGUUCUGAAUGCACACACGUACCUAUUGCAGGGAAUACUGCCCGAAGCAGCUAGCAUACCGAUUACCUUGAUACUUGCGAGAAAGAGCGAACGCCAGCAGAGACUGCCUGUUUCCACAGAGUUAGCAAACAUUCCCACAAGAAGCGACACGGCGAACGAAGGACAAGGGAAGUCUCAGAAACAUGUUCAAACGGUGUGUCUCCAGCCCGAGAACUCAGCAAUAUGUUGUUCUAUCAUCGACGUGUCGGUGUUGAGGGGCGGGAAGGAUGCUCGAGUGAGGUUUGAUUAG
Macroventuria anomochaeta is the source of this 822-nucleotide messenger RNA. RefSeq lists its product as uncharacterized. The record is from RefSeq and is a predicted model, not a curated record. Bases 1 to 822 code for a protein of 273 amino acids. NCBI's taxonomy places the organism in Eukaryota, Fungi, Ascomycota, Dothideomycetes, Pleosporales, Didymellaceae. The transcript is spliced from 2 exons.